Colletotrichum paranaense is the source of this 1545-nucleotide messenger RNA. Its product is annotated as histidine acid phosphatase. Gene Ontology annotation, cellular component: fungal-type cell wall. Bases 1 to 1545 code for a protein of 514 amino acids. The transcript is spliced from 4 exons. The record is from RefSeq and is a predicted model, not a curated record. Lineage: Eukaryota; Fungi; Ascomycota; Sordariomycetes; Glomerellales; Glomerellaceae. Gene Ontology annotation, molecular function: acid phosphatase activity.
AUGGCACCCAUCAAACUUGGCUUGGUAUGCCUCACGGCAAUCCUGGUUGAGGGAAGUUCGAGACUCCUUGCGCCAAUUCAAGACAUCAAUUUACCGGCCAGUGAAUCUGCUGAGCACCCUCUUGAACACUUGGGCGCAAACGGUCCUUGGUUCGCAGGACCCAACGUCAACGAGAUCUCAUCCGAAAUUCCGGAGAAUUGUUACGUUGAUCAAGCGGCGUAUGUUUCUCGGCAUGGAUCGAGAUACCCAGAUACUGGCGCUUACAAUGGAUGGGUCUCAAUGCAGGAACGAUUUCAUGCUGGAAACUAUACUGCCUCUGGCAGCUUGAGCUUUUUGCCGCGGUGGCAAACAGCGCUAACUAAUCCAUCCUCUCAAAUCGCUAACUUGAGUCCAACGGGCUACAAAGAGGCUCACGAUCUUGGAUACACCUUGCGAAGCAGAUAUCCGGGCCUCUACACUGAAGGCGAAGACUUCAUGGUCUGGGCUAACAACUACUCUCGAGUCCUACAGACUGCCAAGUUGUUUGUUCGCGGUUUCUUGGGAACCAAUGCCACCUUGCUCGGUGAUAUCGUGUCCGUGACAUCUAGAGGCUUUGCCGCUGGCAUUGGCGACUCAUUGGCGCCUUCUGAUAUGUGCCCAGCUUUCAAGGAUACGGAGGGAGGCGACUACGUGACUGCGUGGAACAACGUCUACAUUCCUCCAAUCCUAACCCGCCUGCAAGCACUCAUCGAUGGAAACCUCACACUUACGCAAAGUGAUGUGUCGCAAAUACCUUAUCUUUGUGGUUUCGAAAGUCAGAUCACCGGCCGCCUCUCACCUUGGUGUGAUAUCUUUUCGGACGAAGAAUACCUCCAGUACGAGUACUUCCAAGACCUUCGCUACUACUACGGAGUCGGCCUUGGUACCGAUGUGCCUCAGACCAUGAUGACCCCCUACCUAAACGCAUUGAUGGACAUAUUUGUUCAGGGGCCUUCGGUCACCGGCAGACGCAAAGAUGGGACCACUUUCAAUUUACCAAAGCUUCUCGUCUCCUUCCUCAACGAUGGACAGCUCAACCAGUUAGUGGCCGCCUCAGGGGUAUUUGACAAGCAGCAGCCUCUUUCAAGUACGCAAAAGGACGAUGGCCGUCAAUUCGUCAGCUCUCGCUUCACAACAAUGCGGGGAACUAUUGCAUUUGAGAGAUUGAACUGUGCCGGGGCUGGAAACGCUACACAUGGCAACUUCACCAAUGUUGCCCGCCGGAAUCCAACGAACAGAAGAUCAACCUGCACGCAGCCAUCGCCCCCAACCCAAGACACCUGGAAUGCGACAUAUAUUCGCAUUCGUCUCAAUGAUGCUGUCUACCCGAUACCUACUUGCAGCAGCGGUCCUGGUUCUUCUUGUCGGCUGGAGGAUUACAAGCAAUACGUCGCCACGAAGCUUGAGAACCAAGGUAAUUGGAUCCAGAACUGCAACGUAACCACACCUGGAGCACCAACAAAGGUGAGAGGUGCAAGUUUCUACACCGAUCUUAGCAGCGCUUGGUUGAGCCAUGUAGCUCCUUAA